Anoplopoma fimbria (sablefish) is the source of this 2920-nucleotide messenger RNA. It is a transcript of the gene foxf1, whose product is annotated as forkhead box F1. Gene Ontology annotation, cellular component: nucleus. Gene Ontology annotation, biological process: animal organ morphogenesis; regulation of transcription by RNA polymerase II. The coding region runs from base 271 to 1416 and encodes 381 amino acids. NCBI's taxonomy places the organism in Eukaryota, Metazoa, Chordata, Actinopteri, Perciformes, Anoplopomatidae. Gene Ontology annotation, molecular function: RNA polymerase II cis-regulatory region sequence-specific DNA binding; DNA-binding transcription factor activity, RNA polymerase II-specific. The record is from RefSeq and is a predicted model, not a curated record. The transcript has 2 exons.
CACACCAACUGAAGUGGAAAGCGGCUCCUGUUCUGCUCCUUAUCCCAUUUCGGACGCUGCGUACGAGGCGGUGCGUCUCCAGACUGAACCCAAAGGAAGAACAGAGUUAGAAAGACAGUCUGUGGCUCCUGCAUGCGUUUAAGUUUGCCCGGUUUACUUUUUGUUCGGCUCUUUAUGUAAGUAAAGUAGUAUCUUACUUUGUAGUGUUUACAGUUGGAAAGGUGGAAAGCAGUCCUUUUCGUUUGCCAUCUCGAAGACAAGAUUGAACUCAUGACGGCAGAGGUCCAGCAGCCCUCAGCGCAGACUGCUGGACAGAGCAGCCCGAUGUCUGCCCCGGACAAGCCGCACGGACAGACGGCGGUGAUGGAAACCGCCUCCUCCACUACGAAAACCAAGAAGACAAACGCAGGGAUCCGCAGACCAGAGAAACCCCCCUAUUCAUACAUAGCUUUAAUAGUCAUGGCUAUCCAGAGCUCUCCAACGAAGCGUCUGACCCUCAGUGAAAUAUACCAAUUCCUGCAGAGCCGCUUCCCGUUUUUCAGGGGCUCCUACCAGGGAUGGAAGAACUCCGUGCGUCACAACUUGUCCCUGAACGAGUGCUUCAUCAAGCUACCCAAGGGCCUCGGCCGGCCAGGGAAGGGCCACUACUGGACUAUCGACCCGGCCAGUGAGUUUAUGUUCGAGGAAGGCUCCUUCAGAAGGAGACCAAGGGGUUUUAGGCGCAAGUGUCAGGCGCUGAAGCCCAUGUACAGCAUGAUGAACGGCCUGGGGUUCAACCACAUCCCCGAGUCCUACAACUUCCAGGGAAGCGCCGGGGGCCUCUCCUGCCCUCCCAACGGCCUGUCACUGGACAGUGGGCUUGGGAUGAUGAAUGGACACUUGGCAGGUAACAUGGACGGGAUGGGCCUGUCCGGGCACACCAUGUCACACUUGUCGACCAACGGUGGACAUUCAUACAUGGGGAGUUGUACAGGAUCCACCGGGAGUGAUUAUCCCCACCACGACAACUCUGCCUCCCCUCUGCUCACCAGCGGAGGGGUGAUGGAGCCUCACCCCGUCUACUCCAGCUCAGCCUCGGCCUGGGCUCCGGCCCCCUCGGCCUCUCUGAAUAACGGGUCCUCCUCCUACAUAAAGCAGCAGCCGCUGUCUCCUUGUAAUCCAGGAGGAAACUCUCUGCAGCCAAGCUUGCCCACGCAUUCACUAGACCAGUCCUACCUGCACCAGAACGGGCACAGUACUACAGAUCUACAAGGUAUUCCUCGGUACCAUUCCCAGUCUCCGAGCAUGUGUGACCGAAAGGAGUUCGUCUUUUCGUUCAACGCCAUGACGUCCUCAACGAUGCACUCACCGAGCAGCAGCUCAUACUACCACCACCAGCAGGUCUCCUACCAGGACAUCAAGCCCUGCGUCAUGUGAUGAUACCCUCACGGACGACCUGCAGACCAGGGGACGGUGUCACAGACUUGAAACCAGAACAGACGAGUAAAAAAAAACAAAACCACUGAGAGACAGUACAGGCCUGCCCCGGCCCAAGGAGAGCGCCCACUGCUUCAAGUAGACCGGACUACUUUUCUGUUUCACACAGCGACAAAGACGCGGAGACAGGCCACUCACAAAGCAACCACAUAAUAAUAAUAUAUAAUAAUAUUAAAACAAACUUUUUCAUGCCAUCAACAUCGACCAGCGGGGGUAAAGACUGGGUGUAUGAAACCCUGCUGCUGUUUGGUACUUAGUCCUGCAGAGCGGAUGACUACCACUUCACACUUUUGUUAAUGUUUAUUCUUCUUGUUAAAGUAGGUCAAUGUAAAAAUGCACACGUCUAUUUUCUUCGUCUGACGUUUUUUUACUUUUAAUUUCUCUGGCAAAUUAGACUGAGGCUCUUUUUUUCUUUUUUUUUUGAACUUUCAACGUUUAAUUUUAAAUGAAAAACUAUGGACAUCACAUAAAACAUGUUCAUAUAUAUUGUGUAAAAACGAUGAAGGCACUUUUUGAAUAGCCUAAGCGCAUCUUUUUAUUUAUUCUGUAGUCCUACAUAUUUUAAUUUCAGGCGAAUUGGCCAAGGAGGUAUAUUCUUUAUUGGCAAUAUUUGUCAAAACGCUUGUUAUUGUUUUGAAAUGAAAAUUGAGGAUAUAUUGUAAGCACUGUUAAGUUGUUUGUGUUAGAGAUAUGUAGACCAUUCAUUUCAGCACUGUAUAUAAUGUUAGGGAAAUUAGCAAUGAGGGCUACUUUUUAGGCUAUAUUACAACAAAUCAUUUGUAAGAAAUAAAAUAUAUCUGUUUGGCUGUUUAAGCCAAAAUCCACAAAAAGAAAUCGAUUUCAUCACACACCCAAUACAUGCCAAAUGUUUUCACUCCAAACAAGUCUCCCACCAAAACUGAAAAUCUCACACCGGUGAUCACUUUUACAAUCAAACCAAAAUUAGAAGAAUUUAAAAAGUGAAGCAAUUUUCAGCUUUUUCCUAAAGCAUCACAUUAUUUAUAACAAUUGAACAGAACUCUAAUAUAAUUAAUAUAGGUCUGUAAUUAAUGCAUCAAUCAAAUUAAAAAGGAAGGUCAUCUGAGUUCAAGGGGCUAUCAUCUACUAAUCUUUUAAGCCUUUAAAUUAAAUAAUAAUGGGCAUAUAAGGUUCACAAUAUAGUACUACAGUAGUACAAAUGUUAAUGUCACAACGGUGUCUUGUUAUAAUGCAGUUUAACUAAGAGUGUGUUGUUUUUAUGCAGGACAUGCAUAAUGAGAACUGACAUUGAAUGAACUAAUCUGAUUUUCCACAAAACAAUGAUUAAUUGAUUAUAGAUUUUUAAAUAAAGGGUUUACAAAGUCAAGCGUUGUAUGCCCCCUAUGUAACGAGAAUGUAAGCAGCAAUUAAGGCUUAAAAAAUCUGGGGCAGAGAUCUCACCCACGUUUGGUUACCCGGUGAAAAC